AUGCUUCAGCGUACCAAGUAUAACCGCUUCAGGAAUGAUUCGGUGACCUCGGUUGAUGAUCUUAUUAAUAAUUUGUCCAUGAACAGCAAAAUCUCAGCAGGUGGGACAGCUUCGGCACCGUCACCAUACCUGGUCUUGCCUGAGGUUCUGCAGAAGGACCAGGAUGGACCCACGACUCUUUGCACUCUUAUGCACAAAGUGUCCCACUUGAAACUCUCCAACACAGGCAGCCUUUUGGGUAUCAAAAACCUCUCCUCUGCAGUGAAGGAGCUUGCUGUCUCCAAGUUGCAGGGUAGCUCAGCAGCAGACGCUUCAGACAACACAUGUAACCUUGCCUCUGCUGCUCCAUCUUCUCAGCAGGACAAGAGCAAGAUGAGUGCAGGGAAAAAAAGCUGGCCAGAAGAAAUGCACCUGGGAGGUGAAGACUGGCAUCAAGGGAGUAAUGUUGCCAACAAAGUCUCCCAAGGGUGGCUGCAUUCGAAUGAGAAGAUACUGGGACCCGGAGUGACAUACGUUGUGAAGUAUUUGGGAUGUAUAGAGGUACUACGCUCCAUGAGAUCUCUUGACUUCAAUACUAGAACACAAAUUACCAGGGAAGCAAUCAGCCUUGUUUGUGAAGCUGUGCCAGGCACCAAAGGAGCCUUCAAAAAAAGAAAGCCACCAAGCAAAGCUCUCUCUAGUAUCUUGGGGAAGAGCAACCUUCAGUUUGCAGGAAUGAACAUAACUCUGAAUAUAUCUACUACCAGCUUAAACCUGAUGACUCCUGAUUCCAGACAGAUUAUAGCAAACCAUCAUAUGCAGUCUAUUUCCUUUGCAUCUGGAGUAGAUGUGGAUACAACAGACUAUGUUGCAUAUGUAGCCAAGGACCCUGUUAAUCGCAGAGCGUGUCACAUAUUGGAAUGCUGUGAUGGCCUAGCCCAGGAUAUCAUCAGCACCAUAGGGCAAGCCUUUGAACUCCGUUUUAAGCAAUACUUGCAGUGCCCUUCAAAGAUUCCUGCUCUUCAUGAUAGGAUGCAAAGUUUGGAUGAACUUUGGUUGGAAGAAGAAGGUGAGGCAACAGAACACCCCUAUUACAACAGUGUUCCAAACAAAUUGCCUCCUACUGGAGGCAUGGUUGACAUGAGGCUCAAAGCCAAGUUCCCCUCUUCUGCAUCUGCAUUGGGAAGAGAGCAAAUAUACUACCAGAGCCAUCAGAUAAGAAACAUAUUUGGUGAGGAUUCGCAACAGGGAUCCAGCAGGCAAGGGUCUUUGGACAUCUACAGUGUGCCGGAGGGAAAGUCUAAUAUCACAUCGCCAGGAGAGAUUGCAACCUAUGUGAAUACUCAACAUAUAAACAUGGAAAUACUUGGAGCAACAGGAAGCACCAAAGACAGCAGUCCAGGAAAAGAUCUUUUUGACAUGAGCCCUUUUGAAGAUGCUCUCAAGAACCAACCUCCUGGGCCCAUUUUGAACAAGGCUACCUCAGUGGAAUGUACCAGUCCUCUUCUGUCCAGAGCAGCUCAUUUGGCAGUAGCAGGAGAACUGAGCACAGAGCCCUGGUAUCAAGGGGAGAUGAGCAGGAAAGAAGCAGAGCAGCUCUUAAAGAAAUGUGGAGACUUUCUGGUUAGGAAAAGCACCUCCAAUCCAGGAUCCUAUGUGCUAACUGGACUACACAAUGGACAAGCCAAGCACCUUCUCUUAGUGGAUCCUGAAGGAACUGUUCGUACCAAGGAUCGUGUAUUUGACAGUAUUGGCCACCUCAUCAACCAUCACCUUGAAAACAAUUUGCCCAUUGUCUCUUCUGGGAGUGAGCUCUGCCUCCACCAGCCAGUGGAGCGAAAACAAUGA
Molecule: messenger RNA, 1827 nt
Organism: Gekko japonicus
Lineage: Eukaryota; Metazoa; Chordata; Lepidosauria; Squamata; Gekkonidae
Gene: SHC3
Product: SHC (Src homology 2 domain containing) transforming protein 3
Exons: 13
Coding region: 1-1827 (608 amino acids)
Biological process (GO): cell surface receptor protein tyrosine kinase signaling pathway; intracellular signal transduction
Cellular component (GO): plasma membrane
Molecular function (GO): receptor tyrosine kinase binding
Source: RefSeq, a predicted model, not a curated record